Messenger RNA from Soboliphyme baturini, 1083 nucleotides. Lineage: Eukaryota; Metazoa; Nematoda; Enoplea; Dioctophymatida; Soboliphymatidae. The record is from the annotation of a GenBank genome assembly.
AUGAUUCUCUUCCGAAUGCUGAGGCCAUGUCAAGGGCGCCGAUUUCUUGUUGCAUUCUGCCGAAAGAUGCAUGCAGAGCGGCUUCAGUAUGCCGCUUAUGGUGAGCCUCUUGAAGUGCUAACGGUGGCGAGUUCGCCCCUGCCACCUCCUGGACCAACCGAAGUCAGAGUGAAGAUGUUAGCUGCCCCCAUAAAUCCUGCAGAUAUAAAUCAGGUGCAGGGUGUGUACCCAAUCAAGCCCGCUCUGCCGGCUGUUGGAGGAAACGAGGGCGUUGGACGCAUCGAUGAGGUCGGAAGCAAAGUCAGUGACCUCAACGUCGGCGAUUGGGUGGUGCCCAUGCAGUCGGGCUACGGAACGUGGCGUAGCGGCGUUAUCUGGGACCGCAGUCAAGUGAUGAAGAUCCCGAAUGACCUGCCACUGAUUACUGCCGCCACCCUUGCGAUAAACCCGCCUACCGCCUAUCGGAUGCUGAAUGACUUUGUCAAACUGCAUAAAGGCGACGUGGUCAUUCAGAAUGGGGCCAAUAGCGUCGUUGGCCAGAUGGUCAUACAGCUGUGCCGAAAAUACGGCCUUGUAAGUAUCAACGUCAUCCGGGAUCGUCCGAAUUUGGUUGAGGUAGAGAACCAUCUUCGCAAAUUGGGUGCCGAUCACGUAUUCACCGAUGAGCAGCUCAGGAGCAAGGAGGGGAGAGAAGCGAUGAAAACGAUACCGAAGCCGAAGCUUGCACUAAACUGCGUUUCAGGAAAGAGCACGCUCUAUCUGUCGCAAUGGCUGGCCGUUCAAGGUGUGAUGGUCACCUACGGGGGCAUGUCAAAGCAACCUCUGCAGGUCAGCACCGGAUCGUUCAUUUUCCAAGACAUCAGCAUGUACGGAUUUUGGAUGUCGCAUUGGAACCUAGACCCGAAGCACGCCGAUGAAAGAACACGAAUGCUGCAGGACUUGUGCCAGAUGUUUCGCAACCAGGAGCUGCAGCCGCCGCUCUGUGAACUGGUGCCUUUCAAAGACUACAAGCUCGCUCUAGAGAAAUCAACAAAGGGAAAGGUCGACAGAAAGCAGGUACUUGUCUUUGAGUGGGAACUCUAG